AUGACAAGAAGAAGCUUCAACUUAACUGGCCUGAAGACUGAAGGUAGUUGUAGCAAUUCAUUAGGGAUAAUCAUUUCGCAGAUGAAUGUGGGAUGGACCCUUUAUGAGGUGCUAAGGUACGCACCUGAACACAAUUGGAUUGCAUAUGAACAAGCUCUCAAAACAAACCCUGUUUUAGCUAAAAUGGCUAUCAGUGGGAUUGUAUAUUCUAUGGGAGAUUGGAUUGCACAAUGCUAUGAAGGAAAGCCACUAUUUGAGUUUGACCUGACACGCAUGUUUAGGUCAGGCCUUGUUGGGUUUACCCUUCAUGGAUCCCUGUCUCAUUAUUACUACCAAUUCUGUGAGGCUCUUUUCCCUUUUGAAGAGUGGUGGGUGGUCCCUGCCAAAGUUGCUUUUGACCAAACAAUGUGGUCUGCAGUCUGGAACAGCAUCUAUUUCACGGUGUUGGGUUUCCUGCGUUUGGAAUCCCCAGAAAAUAUUUUUAGUGAACUGAGAGCAACCUUUUGGCCUAUGUUGACUGCAGGAUGGAAGCUUUGGCCAUUUGCUCAUUUGAUUACCUAUGGUCUUAUCCCCGUUGAACAAAGACUUCUUUGGGUGGACUGCGUGGAACUCAUCUGGGUUACCAUACUCUCUACUUACUCAAAUGAAAAAUCAGAGGCUCGGAUAUCUGAAGCAACAUUAGAAGAAAGUGCCAAUUCCACAAGCAAUCCGACUGAGAAAUUAAAGCUUUAAAGAGAAGUGUGGGUCCAUGGGUAUUUGCUAUCUUGUUCCAGCUUUGAUGUCUUCAUCUAAGAAUAAGAACAAGUAGACAGCCAAAGGUGAAGACAAGCACAAAAUCCAUCGUUUGGCAAUGACUGUGAAGAAUGGAUUGCAUGUAUGGGCAGGCUCUUGGUCUUGAAAGAACCCACUGGCUGUGACAUCUCUUUACAUUACCAUCUGGGUGCUGAACUUUGUUUGGGUGAAUUUGGCAUUAAAGACUUGUUCUGAUGUAAGCAAUGGUGAAAAGGUUUGCUUGUAAAGCAAUAUUUAAGAGGAAGCUAAGAACUAUAGUGGAUAUUGAGGAUGUGAGAUGUGAGGAUGGAGGUUAUAAGGUGGCGGUGGAAAUAAAAGGUUUUGAUUUAACUACACUGAAUACAUUCCCAAAUGGUUAUUUCAUCUGAGGGUAAAUGAGUUUUUGACAUCAUGACUAAUGGAAAAAUAGUUACUAAAUAGAUGGGUGUCCUUAUUCAUAGAUGGAAAUAAAGUGCGGAAACUUUUUAAUGUAAUUAUAUAAGUAUAGGAUAAUUAGUUUGACAUUGGAGUAAUUAUCAUUUAAGAAGUAAAAUUCAGAACUUCAUUCUCAGUGAAAGGUUCAUGUGAGCUUCACUUGAUUACUAGUCUUCUUGCAACUGCAUGAGAAUAGAAAAGAAACAGGGAGAAUUGAUAUAUGCCUCGUGCUUUGAUUAUGUAGCUGAUUUUUCUCAUCUUCUGAUGUCAUC
Manihot esculenta (cassava) is the source of this 1478-nucleotide messenger RNA. Its product is annotated as protein SYM1. The record is from RefSeq and is a predicted model, not a curated record. The transcript is spliced from 7 exons. Bases 1 to 732 code for a protein of 243 amino acids. Gene Ontology annotation, cellular component: cytoplasm; membrane. Lineage: Eukaryota; Viridiplantae; Streptophyta; Magnoliopsida; Malpighiales; Euphorbiaceae.